AUUUACGCGCGAAUAAGUAUUUUAACCGUAUUAAAACCAACAACAUGUGACUUAAAUUACAAAAUGAUUAAAAUACAUUUGCAUUUUACUUAUGUUUGAAAGGAUUAUUUAGUACAUUCAGCGCAACACGCGCUCGCGAUAUUAAUGGACCGUGUUAGGUUGAUCUCCCCGCUUCUGCAUUUGGAUUUAAAUAAUUUCAAUUCUAUACAGGCCGAAGAAAGCAGAUAUGUUUUGACAAGUCCUCGAUCACUUGAAUCCUGUGCAAGACUUGGAGUUAAACCUGUUGACCUGGUGUUUAGAUCCCUUACUCAUUUCAUAGAGGAAAACCAGGAAUCCUCUUUGGAAGCGGUGACUGUGUUAUAUGAGGAAUACGAGAGAGAAAGAAGAGAACGACUGCGCUUGUGUCGCGAGGAGAGAGAAAAACUCAUUCAAGAGACCAAAAAUAUAAAAUCAUCGUUUACAGCACUGGAAACUGUACAGGAACAAACAGCUGUGAGUCAAAGCACCCAAGACUACACGGUAAAAUACCAAAGUGAGUCCUGUAGUGUUCCUGUAGCUGGUAUUAGCAACACAAAGGUAAUGGAUGGUUUUCCAAGCCCAUCAUCUUAUGAUAAAACCACAUGUAGCCAGAGGUUUCCCUUUAAUUUUAGUUUGGGGGACCUCCGGCGUUCCACUGCAACCGAGAGACAGAUCAAGAGGCUUUCUCAAGAAAUCAAUAAUAAACUUAGCAUCACCGUCCCAGAGAAAGACCUUAAGCUUGCUGCAUUGUUGCUGGCCAAACAUGAGCAGGAACACAUUCAUUUACAACAGAGUAAGCUGGAGGAGCAGCAUCGCGAGGAGGAGCGCAGGCGAGAGGAGGUGCUGCGAGCUCAGUUGGAGCAAAAAAGGAGAAAACAACUUCUGCAGCGUAUCCGACACUGGCAGGAGGACCUGGAGGCCCGCAGAAGGAGGCGAAAAGAAGAGGAGGCGAUGUUUGUCGAGCAUUUUCAACGGGAGGUGCUAAAACAGGAGGAGCGCUGAAGGAGAUCGGCAGAGGAGCAACGAGCUCAACGCAGGAGCAAACGAGAAAAGGCGAGCAAGGUUGAGAAAGAACGCAAGCGCUGCCAGGAGAGACUUAUAAAGGAAAAGGAGCGCAGUGAGGAGGCGCGAUGUGAGAGGGAGCUGCAAGUUGGUUGUGAGAAGGUGCAGCAAGCCCUGAGGAGCAAACAAAUGCAGGUUAAGAGAGCGGAGAGGAGGCUCAAGAUAGAAAAUCAAAGGGCGCUCCUCAAGCACCUCCUGCUGAAGAAGGAGCUGGAGGAACAAGAACGUAAAGAGGAGGUGGUGAAGAAAGAAAGACUGGAGGAAAAACUGAGACACUCCCAAAAGAAACAAGCACUGAUGGGGGAGACCCGGCUGCAGGAGAUGCAGAAACUAUUAGCUAGAGAGGCGGAGCAGGUGCGGAGAGCGCAGCAGAAGGCACAGCAGGAAAAAAGGGAUAAUUGGGAGCAUAGACACAUACUAGCGCAACGGUGCCAACUGCGGACAAAACAUGCCAUGCUUCACGUGCAGGAGGAGUCCCAGCACAGAGCUCAGCGCACCAAGUGUGAAAACCAGGAAAAGGAGGUCGCCCAUCGCAAACUGCAAGAUAAAGUCCUAAAGGAGGAGAAAGCGCAAUGGGAGCAGAGAUACAGGGCUUUGGCAGAGAAGGAGGAGCGGAGAGAGAAGCUGCUGAAGGAUAGAGCGGAGGCCCAGGAGAGGAGUCGGAUGGUGGCGCGAGCCUCCUGCUACAUGAGGGAGAGGGUGAAGGAGCAGACCUCCCCUCGCACCUUUGACCAGAUGACACGAGAAGCGGAGCUGAGCGCUCACCUGGAACGCCUGAAACUGAAUGCAACACAAUUAGAGCUGCGGCUAGACCGCUCAUCACUCAAGUGCUUUUACUGAUAAUAUUAUGGUUUGUUUGAUGUUCAAGUGCACUCAGUGUUUGCUUUUCAUCCUCCUGGGAUUGACAUGACUUCAGCAUGGCUCAAUCAUGCUUUAAGAAUUGAGCUUUAUGAACAUAUUGAUGACGUAUUGUAGUAAACAGUGAAGGAGAAUUAAGGUUUAUUGGUUUGUAUUCCUAUAUCAUACAAUUACAAUUGAACUACAGGGUAAGUUUUGUAUUGUAUUUUUGUAUACACUGAAAAAAAUGACUUUCUUACUUUGUCUUGUUUUAAGGUAAAAUAUACAAAUAUUCAAGCAUUUUCUUGAUAAGCAAAAUAACCUAAGAACAUAAGUUCACUUAAGUUAAUUUAAGCAUAAAACAAGCAAAAAAAUCUGCCAAUGGGAUUAGAUUUUUUUUCUCAAACACUUAAUUCAAGAAAAAUGUGCUUACCCCUUUGGCCGAUUUUUUUUUUUGUUUU
This is a messenger RNA of Paramisgurnus dabryanus, 2378 nucleotides long. RefSeq lists its product as uncharacterized. Lineage: Eukaryota; Metazoa; Chordata; Actinopteri; Cypriniformes; Cobitidae. The record is from RefSeq and is a predicted model, not a curated record.